Messenger RNA from Chaetomium fimeti, 1629 nucleotides. RefSeq lists its product as uncharacterized. The transcript is spliced from 3 exons. Bases 122 to 1375 code for a protein of 417 amino acids. The record is from RefSeq and is a predicted model, not a curated record. Lineage: Eukaryota; Fungi; Ascomycota; Sordariomycetes; Sordariales; Chaetomiaceae.
CAAGGAUACCAUUUUGGACACAGGACAAAAGAAAGAAAGAAAAAAAAAAACCAAAAGCCCAGCCGGGACAGGAUCCACAAGAGAGAGUGAGAGAGAAGUGAACAGAGUGAGAGGAGGAAUCAUGGCAGACUUUGCCUACCGCCCGACCGCUCCCAUGACCAACGAGCGGUGGCUUUCUUCACGAAGGUGUGGACAAAACCUCAAAACCGUCCGGCAUGAGAGGAGCGCAUGGCAGCUAACGGCUCACCCAAGCCCCAUUUACAAUAACCCGUUUUAUAGUGCCAAGUUUGAGACGGGGAGCACCCCGUCUCUUUCGCAGAGCGUGACAUACACACAAGGCGCUGCUGCAUCCACGCAUAACCUGCCGGCCAACUUCCCGCCGGUGGGCGCCCCUCAGCUCAGGCGAACCCCCGUCGAGCCCUCGUUUUCUCCUAUCCCAGCAUGCAAUCCCCGGUCGGCGCAGGGGCCCUAUACCAGCCCGGCGCCAGGACCGGUUUCCUUCAAGAGUUCGUGGGGAUGGGACCAGCCACCGAGCUACCCCGGGAACAACCAGAUGCCGUACCAGAGCAGAUAUUCGCCCUCGGAUUCCAUGGAUGACCUCGGCUCACCAAGCCUCUCGGAUUAUUCCUUGGAGAACGCCAUGCUCGGUUCCGCGGCACCGGGCGGCAAGACCAGUGGCCGAAUGAACGGAGCCGGAACCGGAACCGGUGGCAUGAGCGGUGGGGCCGUAGGCGGAGGCGGCGGCGGCGGCAGCGGCGGCGGCGGAAACAACGGGGCAAAGCCGCGGGCGCAGAGGCGGCCGUCGAACCGGGACGAGUUCGACGGCCCGCACCAGUUCCUCAAGCGGCCGCCGGCCGAGUACGUGGCGAUGCAGGAGCGGGAGCUGCCGCGGCUGCCGACGCACCUGCUGGUGCAGGAGCAGGAUAGUGUCCUGAACCAGGUCAACGACCGGCUGUCGCAGUGCGCGUACGACUUCGUGGCCAAGUACCAGUUCCCCAUCCCGCUGACCCAGGACAUGCGGCCCGUCGAGCGGCCCCAGGACCGCGAGUGGACCGAGUGGGUGUACCUGCUCAAGCGCCUGGCCACCAAGCGCCGCAUCCCCGCCCGCGUGCUGUACAACGGCCAGAUCAAGCAGUUCGUGACCAUCCUGGAGAACUCGCUCGAGAUGCGCCACGCCGCCAAGCACCAGAGCCGCCCGCUCAAGGAUGACCGGAAUAUCUUGCAGCUGAUCUCGGCGGGGAUACAGGUGGCCAAGAUUGUGAAGGAUGCCCAAGCUAUGGACUAUCUUGACAGACUAUACGUUUCCACGGAACAGCGGAUCCAGGAGCGGGUCGCAGCAGCCGCUGCGGCUUCUGGCGCCAUGAGAUUCCGUUAAGAGAGAGGGGGCGCUCCCAUGAGACUCCCUCUCCAUGAUGACUCUUUGCCGUCCUUCUGACGGCAUGGCUGGUAACAUCGACACCAACCGCACAACGUUUUUCUCUUAUUUUUUGGAUGCUUUUUAUGACCCGGCUCUGUGUCUUUUGGGCCGCAUGGCCCCGGUUUGCGGCCAAUACGCUCACGCUCGCACUCAUACGCUCACGUUUUACGUUUUUUGCCGUCUGGGAAUGGACGGCUUACCGGAAGGAUAAA